Messenger RNA from Blastocystis hominis, 2770 nucleotides. RefSeq lists its product as hypothetical. Gene Ontology annotation, molecular function: acetate-CoA ligase (ADP-forming) activity; metal ion binding; ATP binding. The transcript has a single exon. Lineage: Eukaryota; Bigyra; Opalinata; Blastocystidae. The record is from RefSeq and is a predicted model, not a curated record. The coding region runs from base 1 to 2718 and encodes 905 amino acids.
AUGUCUUCUGAAUUGAUUUGGGACGCUACUGGAUCGGAUCUGAAGGGUCGUUUCUCUCCCGAGCUGUACAAUCAGCUGGAUGCCAUUUUCAAGCCUAACAACGUGGCUCUGAUCGGAGCUUCGGAGCGUGCUGGAAGCGUGAGCAGAACCAUUCUGCUGAACCUUCUGCUGACCCCCUUCGGAGGAGGUGUGUUCCCCGUAAACCCCACUCGUAGCAAGGUGCUUGGAAUCAAGGCCUACAAGACGAUUGGAGACGUUCCGGAGCAAGUUGAUCUUGCUGUGAUCUGCAUUCCCGCCAAGCGUGUCUUGGGCGCUGUUCAUGAGUGCGGAGAGGCUGGAGUUCGCGGAAUCAUUAUCAUUUCUGCCGGUUUCAAGGAGGUCGGAAAGGAGGGAGCUGCUCUGGAGAAGGCGUGCGUGGAGGAGGCCCACAAGUACGGCAUGCGCAUCAUCGGUCCCAACUGCCUGGGAGCCAUGGUGCCCAUCACCGGUCUGAACGCUUCGUUCGCCAGCACGAUGGCUCUGAAGGGAGAGGUCGCCUUCAUCAGCCAGAGCGGAGCUCUGAUGUGCGCCAUGCUGGACUGGUCGCUGAAGGAGGGUCUCGGCUUCUCGGCGUUCGUGUCGAUCGGUUCAAUGGCGGACGUCAACUGGGGCGACCUGAUCUACUACUUCGGCAACGACCCGAACACCAAGGCGAUCAUGAUCUACAUGGAGACGAUCGGCGACGCCCGCUCCUUCCUGUCUGCGGCGCGUGAGGUGGCUCUGCGCAAGCCCAUCGUGGUGAUCAAGCCGGGCCGCACUGCCGCCGCCGCCGCUGCGGCUGCCUCGCACACGGGCUCUCUGACGGGUUCGGACGACGUGCUGACGGCCGCGUUCAAGAAGGCGGGCGUGGUGCGUGUGGAUACCAUCGACGAGCUGCUGAACAUGGCUGCGGCUCUGGACAAGCAGCCCCUGGCGGCGGGUCCGCGCAUGACGGUGAUCACGAACGCUGGAGGCCCGGGUGUGAUCACGACCGAUGAGAUCGUGACGGGCGGAGGCCAGCUGGCGAAGGUGUCCCCGGAGGCGAUGGAGCAGUACAACUCGUUCCUGCCCGCGGCGUGGUCGCACAGCAACCCUGUGGACGUGCUGGGCGAUGCGCCCCCAGAAAUGUACGCGAAGGCGCUGAAGGUGGCCGGUGAUGACCACGAGAGCGACGGCAUGCUGGUGAUCCUGACGCCGCAGUCGGUGACGAAGCCGACGGAGACGGCCGUGGAGCUGGCGAAGUACGCGCACAUCGAGGGCAAGCCCGUGCUGGCGUCGUGGAUGGGCGGCAACGACCUGGAGAAGGGUCGCCAGAUCCUGCGCGAGGCGGGCAUUCCGGUGUUCGAGUCUCCGGACACGGCGGCGAAGAUCUUCAACUUCUGCUGGGAGUACAGCAGCCAUCUGAACGAGCUGUACGAGGUGCCCAAGGCGCCGCUGCACAGCGCGGACCCCUCGGAGGCGCAGAAGAUCAUCGAGAAGGCGCUGGCGGAGGGCCGCAACCUGCUGACGGAGAACGAGUCGAAGCAGCUGCUGGCGAGCUACGGAAUCCCCGUGGUGCAGACGGUGGUGUGCGAGACCGUGGAGAAGGCCGUGGAGACCGCGGAGGGCAUGAAGUACCCCGUGGUGGUGAAGCUGAACUCGGAGACGAUCACGCACAAGUCCGACGUGGGCGGCGUGCAGCUGAACAUCCGCGAUAAGGAGGGCGUGGUGACCGCGUGGAACACGAUCCGCAACAAUUUGGAGAAGCUGGGCAAGCUGGACGGCUUCCAGGGCGUGACGGUGCAGCGCCAGCUGAACCUGAGCGACGGCUACGAGCUGAUCUUCGGCUGCAAUCUGGACAACCAGGUGGGUCCGGUGAUCGUCUUCGGAACCGGAGGCACGCUGGUGGAGGUGUACAAGGACUCGAACAUGGCGCUGCCGCCACUGAACACGGCGCAGGCUCGCCACUGCAUGAGCAAGACCAAGAUCUACAAGGCUCUGAAGGGAGUGCGCGGCAAGGCGCCCUGCGAUCUGGACCUGCUGGACCAGGUGUUCGUCCGCUUCUCCGAGCUGAUCUCCGACCAGCACUGGAUCAAGGAGCUGGACAUCAACCCCAUGCUGGCCACGCCCACCGACAUCAUCGCGCUGGACGCCCGUGUGGUGCUCCACGCGCCCGGCACCCCCGUGGAGAAGCUGUCCUACACGGCCGUGCGCGGCUACCCGCACCAGUACGUGAGCUCCGUGGAGGUGGACGGCAAGGAGCUGGCGGUGCGCCCCAUCCGCGCUGACGACGAGCCCAAGAUGGCGGAGUUCGAGCAGGCGCUGAGCGAGGCGACCGUGGCUGCGUACAUGGGCGAGGCGGUGUCCGUGGAGACCCGCACCAGCCACAAGCGACUCAUCCCCGUGUGCCACGUGGAUUACGACCGCCAGGUGCCGCUGAUCGUGCUGGAGGGAGAGAAGGUCGUGGCGCUGGCCCGUGUGGCGAAGGUCCCGCUGACGGAGCGCGCCACGCUGCAGCUGGAAGUGGCCGACGCCUACCAGAAGAAGGGUCUGGGCAAGAAGCUGGUGGCCAAGUGCGUGGAGGCCGCGCAGAAGGAGGGCGUCAAGGAACUGGUGAUGAAGUACUUCGAGGAGAACGAGGCGAUGAAGAAGCUGGCCGCCGCCUUCGAGUUCGAGGUGGCUGUGAAGGACGGUGUGGUGUCUGCGAGCAAGAAGUUGUAAGUGGAGCAGGAAGAUCGCGAUUGCAAGGCGAGUGUUUUAGUGAAAAACAGCU